Molecule: messenger RNA, 618 nt
Organism: Hemisphaericaspora subhashii
Lineage: Eukaryota; Fungi; Ascomycota; Pichiomycetes; Serinales; Debaryomycetaceae
Gene: DFR1
Product: dihydrofolate reductase
Exons: 1
Coding region: 1-618 (205 amino acids)
Biological process (GO): tetrahydrofolate biosynthetic process; folic acid metabolic process; dihydrofolate metabolic process
Cellular component (GO): mitochondrion
Molecular function (GO): dihydrofolate reductase activity; NADP binding
Source: RefSeq, a predicted model, not a curated record
AUGACUGAAAUCAAGAGACCAACCAUAUCGAUUAUAGUUGCAGCUCUUAAGCCAUCGCUUGGAAUAGGCUAUCAAGGUAAAAUGCCUUGGAGACUUCGUAAAGAAAUCAAAUAUUUUAAAGAUGUUACCUGUAAAACCACCAAUCCAAAUCUUCGUAAUGCAGUGGUUAUGGGUAGAAAGACAUGGGAGUCUAUACCGAAUAAAUUUAGACCAUUGCCUAAUAGAUUGAAUGUCAUAUUGUCAAGAUCUUUUAAUAAUGAGAUUAUUAAUGAAAAUUUAAUUCAUGCUAAUAGUUUUGAAAAUUCAUUAAAAUUGAUUAAAGAUGUUGAAAGGAUAUUUAUAAUGGGAGGUGGUGAAUUAUAUAAUGAAUUAAUUGGUAAUGAAUUGAUUGAUAAUUUAUUAAUCACGGAAAUUAAUCAUCUUAAUUCCAAUGAACAAAUACCAAUGGAUACAUUUUUAAAGUUUAAUUUAUAUGGCAAUGAUUCUACUUGGUUAAAACAAUCAAAAGAUAAAUUACAAGAAUUUAUUGGAAUUGAUAUUGAACUUCCAGAUGAUGAUAUUGUAGAAGGUGACUUUAGUUAUAAUUAUACAUUAUGGAGAAGAAGAAGAAGAGAUUAA